Molecule: messenger RNA, 1799 nt
Organism: Astyanax mexicanus (Mexican tetra)
Lineage: Eukaryota; Metazoa; Chordata; Actinopteri; Characiformes; Acestrorhamphidae
Exons: 2
Coding region: 1-1668 (555 amino acids)
Molecular function (GO): nucleic acid binding; zinc ion binding
Source: RefSeq, a predicted model, not a curated record
AUGGGUCAUAUUAAAGGUCUUGAGAUCCUAAACGACUGCAGUGAAAAUCAAAGAAUUCUCAGCAAGGUCCUUGACUGGCUCACGGCCAGGUGGAACAGAAAGGUAAUGGACUUCGUAGAAGAAACACAAGACUUUCCUAGUUUCCACACCUUUGUUGAUUUUGUAUCUAGAGAAGCCAAGAUAGUUUGCAAUCCGAUGACUUCACUUCAUGCUCUGAAGAGCCGUGAUGCUGAAAGGGCAAAGCCAUCUAAAAUCCGCAAUGUUGGUGCAAGGGUGCUAGCAAGUGCAUCUGAAGAGAAGACAGACGUUGAAGGACAAAGAGGCGAUGCUAAGGGAUGCAUGUUUUGUGAGAAGACAAACCAUUGCAUUCAGACAUGUCGGAAGUUCAAGGAGAGGCCUGUCAAGGAGCGAGUUAAGUAUGUGCAGACAAAGAAAUUGUGUUUUGCAUGUCUAAGGCCAGGACACCACUCAAAGAGCUGCGAAAGGAGAAGUGUUUGCAACACGUGCAAUGGAAGGCAUCCCACAUGCUUGCAUGAAGACCGUGCUAAGGCGGAUGAAGGGGUCCAAGCUGAUAGACAAAGGGAGAGUGGAAAACCCUCAAAGGGAAAGGAAAUGUCUAAAGAGCCGAAACAUAGUGACACAGAAUCUACAACUAUUGAAGUAACAAGCAUAGCUAUGUCUAACCAAGUCAUGCACAAUGGGAAUAGCACAUAUGCAUCCACAAUAGUGCCAGUUUGGCUGUCAACGACAAGAAACCCAGAUGCCGAAGUUCUGAUAUACGCUCUGCUGGACAGUCAGAGCGAUAGCACCUUCAUCUUACAUGAAAGGGCAGAGGCUCUUGAUACACAGAUGGAUCCAGUGCAAUUAAGGCUUUCCACUUUAGCGUCUAAACAGACUGUAAUACCAAGUCACAAGUUAGCUGGGUUGCAGGUCAGAGGGUUUUACUCCUCCAAGAAAAUCCCACUUCCUGUGACUUAUUCGCGAGACUUCAUCCCUGCUAGUCUGAGUCACAUUCCCACACCCAAGACAGCAAGAGCAUGGUCUCACCUAGAGCACCUCGCUGAAGAGAUCGCUCCUCUGAUAGACUGUGAGAUCGGUCUGCUCAUAGGGUACAAUUGUUCUCAAGCCCUGUUGCCAAGGGAAAUUGUAUCAGGCAAAGAUGAUGAGCCCUUCGCAGUAAGGACCGAUCUUGGCUGGAGCAUAGUUGGAUGUGUUAAUCCCUGUGUCGACUAUGGAGAUGCUAUUGGAAGCAGCCACAGAAUCAUUGUGAAACAAGUCACACCAGAGGUACAGUCAGAUAGUGACCUAACAAGUCAAGUUCAGUACAUAUGCAGAACUCAAGUCAAGGAGGUCAUUGUUCCGACAGAUGUGCUGAAAGUGCUUGAAUUGGAUUUCAGCGAGAGGAAUGUAGAAGACGCUCAUUUCUCUCAAGAUGACCUUCUCUUCAUCACGAAAAUGGAGGAGGGCAUAAAGACACAAAGAAAAGGAGCGCGCAAAAUGCCAUUGCCAUUUAAGGAAGAUAGGCCGCAUCUGCCUAACAACCUCAAGUGUGCAAAUCAUCGCCUCCGGUGUCUGAAAAGGAGAUUUGAGAAAGACAAGAAAUAUCACGAGGACUAUGUUGCAUUCAUGAAGGACAUCAUAUCCUGUGGAGAUGCUGAGAAGCCGUGAUGUGCGACAUUGAGCGCAUGUUUCACCAGUUUCGGGUCAGAGCAGAAGAUCAGGACUACCUCAGGUUCCUUUGGUGGGACAACGGGGACAUCGAGUCAGAACCAUCAGUUUACCGAAUGAAGGUGCACCUA